AUGAACGCCACCGACUCGUUCUCCUCCGCUUCGAUGGACGCCAAACUCAAUGAAACUCGAGAAAACCUCGCCUCAUUGGAAGCCCUCACCUCUCGUAGUAAGUUUUUUUCAUCUUCAGUGCUAGAAUUUUUUUUAAAACAGUUUUUUCUAAAAGCUUACUGAGUUUUUAGAAGGAAUAGGAACACACUAUUGAUAAUCUUUGUACCCACUCCUUAUGUCGCAAAAAUUUCAUAGAGAAAAGAAAUUUUCAGCUUCGAAGUAAAUUUUAUAUCAGGCUUCCUGUACACAUUUUGAACACUAUAAGAAGAUUGAAUGGAAGAAAAAAGCAAAAAAUAUUGAGACUUUCUCCAGAAAUCUUUUUUGAUUCAUUCAGGCUACGCCUACCUGACUGCCUUCACCAUUUUGUUCGUUUUGGGGAUUCUGGUUGUUAUUCAUGUUGCUAUCGUCAGACAUGCUCGUGAAAGACAACAAAGGUAAUAAUUUUCAUUCAAAAAAACUUUUAUAUUGAAGUCUUGGAUCUUUAUGUUCACCGCAACAAUAAAUCUCAGCGCAAAAAUGCAAAAUCGUCUUAGGAAAAUUUACUAUUCCAGUUUUCCGAGAAAAGAACUGAAGGCUUUUUGAAGUUUAAAGAACAUAUCGAAGGAAAUAAUAUUCCAAUCGAUCAAGUUUUGAACAAGUGUCCUGAUUUUCGAUAUCAUAGUUUAGUUUUAAAACUAGAACCGUGUUGUCUCUUGAAAUAUCUGUACUCCGCUGUCUUUUUUCAUUUUCUCGAAGUUCAAUCACUGAAGCCAACUUGUUUCAGGGCGAUGUUUGCGGAGUGGACGCCUCUUCUACGUGAAAAACUUCCGCCACCUCCGCCCUACGAUCAAAUUAUUUGA
Messenger RNA from Caenorhabditis auriculariae, 878 nucleotides. The record is from the annotation of a GenBank genome assembly. Lineage: Eukaryota; Metazoa; Nematoda; Chromadorea; Rhabditida; Rhabditidae.